CGGUGGCGGGGAGGAAGAGGAGGAGCCAGGCUGCCCCAGGACUCAGCUCGCUCCCGCCUGCCCUCGUGUUCUGCAGUAGCGUCUUACCCAGCGCCGACAUGGCUUCAGGCGCCGCCACCACCGCUGUGAAGAUUGGAAUAAUUGGUGGGACGGGCCUGGAUGAUCCGGAAAUUUUAGAAGGAAGAACUGAAAAAUAUGUGGAUACUCCAUUUGGCAAGCCAUCAGAUGCCUUGAUUUUGGGGAAGAUAAAAAAUGUUGAUUGCGUCCUCCUUGCCAGGCACGGGAGGCAGCACACCAUCAUGCCUUCCAAAGUCAACUACCAGGCGAACAUCUGGGCCUUGAAGGAGGAGGGCUGCACGCACGUCCUGGUGACCACAGCCUGUGGCUCCCUGCGGGAAGAGAUUCAGCCCGGUGACAUCGUCAUCAUCGACCAGUUCAUCGACAGGACAACCACAAGACCUCAGACCUUCUAUGAUGGAAGCCAUUCCUGUGCCAGAGGAGUUUGCCAUAUUCCAAUGGUCGAGCCAUUUUGUCCCAAAACAAGAGAGGUCCUCAUAGAGACUGCUAAGAAGCUAGGACUCAGGUGCCACUCAAAGGGAACAAUGAUCACAAUCGAGGGACCUCGUUUCAGCUCCCGAGCAGAAAGCUUCAUGUUCCGCACCUGGGGAGCAGAUGUUAUCAAUAUGACCACUGUUCCAGAGGUGGUGCUUGCCAAGGAGGCUGGUAUUUGCUAUGCAAGUAUUGCCAUGGCAACAGAUUAUGACUGCUGGAAGGAGCACGAGGAAGCAGUUUCAGUGGACCGGGUCUUAAAGACCCUGAAGGAAAAUGCCAAUAAAGCCAAAAGCUUACUGCUCACUGCCAUUCCUCAGAUAGGGUCCACAGAAUGGUCGGAGACCCUCCAUAAUCUGAAGAAUAUGGCCCAGUUUUCUGUUUUGUUACCCAGACAUUAAAAUAACAAGGCUGCCUAGGAAAACAAUGACUUUUUAAUUGCAGUUUCUAACUACUUACCUUGGGGGGAAAAAGUCAUAGGAAAGAUGUGCAGCUUUCACAUGCUUGCCUGGGAAAGAAAAACGUGUAGGAAAGAGUGCACGGCAAGUGUUCAAGACUCCUACUGGAAGAUCAGAACCGUUUCAAAACCUGGGAGAAGACGCAAGCGCCCAGAACAGAUUGGGGGAAAAUCCUGUGUUCUACAAUAAAAUAAAAUACUAUACUCCCCUC
Molecule: messenger RNA, 1218 nt
Organism: Ochotona princeps (American pika)
Lineage: Eukaryota; Metazoa; Chordata; Mammalia; Lagomorpha; Ochotonidae
Gene: MTAP
Product: methylthioadenosine phosphorylase
Exons: 8
Coding region: 99-950 (283 amino acids)
Biological process (GO): nucleoside metabolic process
Cellular component (GO): cytosol
Molecular function (GO): S-methyl-5-thioadenosine phosphorylase activity
Source: RefSeq, a predicted model, not a curated record